Molecule: messenger RNA, 2421 nt
Organism: Zingiber officinale
Lineage: Eukaryota; Viridiplantae; Streptophyta; Magnoliopsida; Zingiberales; Zingiberaceae
Exons: 6
Coding region: 1-2421 (806 amino acids)
Biological process (GO): DNA integration
Molecular function (GO): RNA-DNA hybrid ribonuclease activity; nucleic acid binding
Source: RefSeq, a predicted model, not a curated record
AUGCAGCCAGGAGCAGGCUUCGGCCCCGUCAUCAGCUUUGGGCCGUCAGACCUGGAAGGUCUGGAGCUGCCUCACGACGACACUCUUAUCAUCAAGGCCAUUAUUGCCAACAGCCGAGUGGCCCGGAUUUUCGUUGACACCGGAAGCUCAGUCAAUAUUUUGUUCAGAACUGCAUUCGAGGAGAUGCAGAUCGAUGCCACUGAAUCCAGCCCGUGGCCACCUCUCUAUACGGCUUUACAGGUCGGGGAAGUUAAGGGAGAACAGAAGGUCUCCCGGAGAUGCUACAUUGAUAUGGUCCAGGUAGAAGCUCGGAAAAAUCAAAAGAUGCAAGACGGGGGAGUUUAUGUCAUCCAAGAAGAACCUCUGCCCAUGGCUGAAGAACUCAUCCCCUGGGAGGAGAUUGAUCAGAUGAUAUACUCCACUGCCAGUUGUGAGAGGAUCUGCAUGCUGGAUGCUUAUCAGGGGUAUCAUCAGAUCCCCUUAGCGGUGGAGGACCAAGAAAAGUCGGUCGUUGGAGAACCACUGUGGGUUUACUUGUCUGCUACACCUGAGGUCGUGGGGGUUGUGCUUGUUAAAGAACAGGAUAAUAUACGACGGCCAGUGCAUUUCUUCAGCUAUCUAUUGAAAGGGGUCGAGUCUCGAUAUACGACCCUGGAAAAGUUGGUUUAUGGAUUGGUUCUUAUGGCUCAACGGUUAAGACCAUACUUCCUGGCGCACCUUAUCAUAGUCCUGACUAAUAGCACCAUGAGAAGAGCUCUGACUAAUGUAAAAGUAGCGGGUCGGCUUAUCAAGUGGGCAACUGAGCUAGGAGAAUACGACAUACAAUACCAGCCACGCACAGCCAUCAAAGCACAGACCUUGGCAGAUUUUUUAACAGAGAUUCAUCAGAUUAACUCUGAGGAAACUUGGAAAAUCUACGUGGAUGGGGCCACUAACAACGAGGCAGAGUAUGAGGCUUUGCUGGCAGGGUUGCAGGCAGCUCGUCAUGUAGGGGUUGCCCGGGUCAUCAUUUACUUAUAUUCUCAGUUAGUAACCCAGCAAGUGGUUGACAACUUUGAGGUAAAUUGUGAUAAGUUACAAGUAUAUCGAGAAGCAUAUGAGAAGAUGAAGGAAGAAUUUACGGAAAUUACAGUGACUAAGAUCCCCAGGGCAGAGAACGAGAAAGCGGAUGAGCUGGCAAAGAUGAUCAGUUCCCUAACUACCUGGGUGUUGGACAGAUCAAUAGCGCAAACCUUUCUUAUAGCUCAGAUAUAUUUGCAAAAUAAUAGGGAAGCACCCAUUGAUUGGCGGGCACCCCUGAUCAGUUAUCUUCUGCAAGGUACCUUACCGGUUGAUCCAGAGGAAUCACGGCUGGUCAGGAAACAAGCUCAUGCCUAUGCCAUGAUAGGGGACCAACUAUACAAGAGGUCCUUUUCUAGACCAUUACUUAAAUAUCUGGGUAUGGAGGAGGCAGAUCAGGCCUUGCAAGAAAUACAGCUGGGAUGCUGUGGCAGUCAUGUGGGAGGUCAGACAUUAUCUCGCAGGGUACUCCUGGUCGGAUAUUUUUGGCCUACUUUACAGAGGGAUGCUCAAAAGUUGGUGAACACCUGCCUAUCCUGCCAAAACUAUCAGAAUCUGACGCACCAACCAACUGCGCUGCUAAAAACAUCUAUAGUCUCGUGUCCCUUUGAUCAGUGGAGCAUGGAUAUUGUAGGACCAUUUUCAAUGGCUCCAGGCCAGAAGCGUUUCUUAUUGGUAGCGGUGGAUUAUUUCUCCAAGUGGGUGGAAGUAGAGGCCCUGGCCAGGAUCACAGAAGGUGUGGUCAUCCAGUUUCUGUGGAAGAAUAUUCUUUGCAAGUUCGACAUACCGCACAAAUUGGUAUCAGAUAAUGGGAGGCAAUUUCAAGGGCAAAAAAUCCAGGCCUGGUUGCGAGGGUUGAAGGUUAAGCUGGAUCAUGUGGGAGGCAACUGGGUGGAAGAGCCACCGAGCAUUCUAUGGCCUUACCGCACAAUGCCCCGAGAAAGCACAGGCCUGACACCAUUCCAUCUAGUUUAUGGCAACGAAGUGGUGGUACCUAUAGAGAUUGGAGUGUCGUCAGUUAGGAAGAUGCUAUACGAUGAAGGAAAUGCCGAGCGGCGACUGGCUGAGCUGGAUCUCAUUAGUGAAAUCCGCGAGAGGACAGCAGUCAAACUGGAGGCCUACAGACAAAGAAUGAGGCAGAAUUAUAACAGAAGAGUAAUCCCUCGGUUCUUCGGGGAAGGAGACCUGGUCUGGAAGCAAGUGAAACCCGUGGGAGACGUGGCCAAGAUAGCACCACAGUGGGAUGGGCCUUACAAAGUCAUCAAGAAAUUGUCGUCCGGGGCUUACUAUUUACAGGAUAACCAGGGCAGGAAGUUAGACCGGCCUUGGAGUGCUAACUACCUGCGACCUUACCGAGUUUAG